Molecule: messenger RNA, 396 nt
Organism: Pyricularia pennisetigena
Lineage: Eukaryota; Fungi; Ascomycota; Sordariomycetes; Magnaporthales; Pyriculariaceae
Exons: 2
Coding region: 1-396 (131 amino acids)
Source: RefSeq, a predicted model, not a curated record
AUGCAGUUCUCCACGCUCGCAAUUGUCUGUUUGGCCGCCACCGGCGCCAAUGCUGCCAGCGGCUUCGCGCAGACAUGCACUAGAGAGACGAUGGACGGAUCCGUUCUCACGGCCACUUGCCACACUGGCGAGGGUGAGAGUACGAGGGUCUCCAGGCUCGACCUCAAGGAUUGCUUCUUUUUCCUCAACAAACAGAUUGAGUGCGGGGCGGGAGGUGUUGGCGGGUGCACCUUCGGCAACAUGAGAAGAAAAGACAAGGACUUCAUUGGGGAUCUUGGACCAGAUGUAGACAUCACCUGUCCUGAGCCAGCCGGGAGAACUCUGGUCAGGGUUAAUCUCAGUGAGUCCCCAGUCCGGUACCGAGCCACGCUCACUUUUCACAACAAGUCCAAUUGA